UAUGCACGUGAUUGUAUUUAACCUUGUACGUUGUGUUAAAAUUGUAUUUAAUUUUGAGAAAAAUGAGACAGAAAAAAGUCUCGAAGAGGAAAUAUGUUAAUCCGAAAUUAAAAGAAAAUAAAAAUGAAACUGAAAAGGAUGUACAUGUUUCACAUAACGCAAAGAAUUCUCAUAUGGAAGAUUUGAUAGCAGCUCAAAUAAAUGUUGACGAAGAUGCUACAGAUGAUGAAGUAGAAGACAUAGUUAUAUCUAGUUUAGAUGAAGAAGUAGAAGAAGACAAAGUUAUAUUUGAUUCAGAUGAAGAAGUAGAAGAAGAUGAAGGUAUAUUUGAUUCAGAUGAUAACGAUGAUACAGAUGAUGAUAACGAUGAUUCAGAUGAAGAUAGCGAUGAUUUAGAUGGAGAUAACAAUGAUUCAGAGGAAGAUAACGAUGAUUCAGAAGACUUUGAGUCAGAAAGCAAUUGUGAGGAAGUACAAGAAGAUUCACCAAUUAAAUCAAAAGAUAAUAAACUAAAAAAUAAGAAUAAAAGUAAAAAAUCUUUAACAUUUAAAGAUAAAACAUUAACAAAAGAAACUACAUCAGUAAUUAACAAAUUAAGAAAUAAUAAAAAUCACAAGAAUUUUGAUAAAGCUCAGAUGCAUAAAGUACAUAAUGAACAAAAAACUAACAUAUCUACUGCAAAUGAUGAAGAUGAAUAUGUAUAUGAUAGUUCUGAUGAAGAAGAUAUUCGUAACACAAUUGGGAAUGUACCAUUAAAAUGGUACAAUGAAUAUGAUCAUGUUGGAUAUGAUUGGGAAGGUAAGAAAAUUCUUAAACCUGAAAAGGGUGAUGAAUUAGAUAACUUUUUGAAAAGAAUGGAGGAUCCUAACUUUUGGAGAACUAUAAAAGAUCCUCAAACUGGUCAGGAUGUUGUACUGAACGAAGCAGAUAUAGAUUUAAUUGUAAGAAUCCAAAAGCAGAAAAUUCCUGAUGUUCAAUUUGAUGAAUAUGCGCCAUGGGUAGAUUGGUUUACUUCUGAAGUAAUGAAAACGCCACUUCGUAAAUUCCCAGAGCAUAAACGUUCUUUCUUACCAUCCAAGAAUGAAGCUAGAAAAGUAUCAAAAUUAGUACAUGCUCUUAAGAUGGGUUGGAUGAAGUCUACUGUCCAAAUGCAGAAAGAAAGAGAAAAAAAUAAAGGACCUCAAUUUUAUAUGCUAUGGCAGUCUGAUGAUCAAGCAGAGGAAAUGCGUAGAAUUCAUAAGCAUAUUCCAGCACCCAAAAGACAUUUACCUGGCCAUGCGGAAAGUUAUAAUCCUCCACCAGAAUAUCUAUUUGACAACAAAGAACUUAAAGAAUGGAAUAAAUUAAAGGCAACUCCGUGGAAGAGGAAAUUGCAUUUUAUACCACAGAAAUUUAAUUCUCUUCGAGAAGUACCUGCAUUUCCAAGAUAUGUCAAAGAAAGAUUUCAGAGGUGUUUAGAUCUGUAUCUGUGUUCUAGAUCAUUAAAGAUGAGACUAACAAUAGAGCCUGAAGUUUUGGUUCCACAAUUGCCUAGUCCAAAGGACUUGCAACCAUUCCCAACAACUAUGUUUAUGGUAUUUAAAGGACAUACAGAUAUGGUCAGAAGUAUUACUGUCGAACCAGAGGGUCAAUUUAUUGCAUCUGGUGGAGAUGAUAUGUUAUUGAAGAUAUGGGAAGUGAAUACAGGCAGGUGUUUGAAAACAGUGCCUUGCGGCGGUGUCAUUCGAAGUGUUGUCUGGCGUCCAAACCAAGCUAUGUCAUUGAUAGCAGUUGCAGCUGACAAAAAAGUACUUUUAAUAAAUCCUGGAGUUGGAGAUAAUCUCAUUACCAGUAAAACUGAUCAACUUUUAGAGAUAAUACCACAGAGUGAAAUAAUAGUGAGUGACAGGGUGCAAAGUGCAGUACAGUGGGAGCAAGUGGAAGGUGAUCAUUGGAAUAAUGGAGUUAGGAUAAUUCUGAAUCAUUUUAAAACUGUAAAGCAAGUAACAUGGCAUGGAAAAGGAGAUUAUUUUGCUACUGUCAUGCCAGAUGGUCAGAAUAGAUCAGUUUUGAUUAAUCAGCUAUCAAAACGAAGAUCUCAAUUACCUUUUAAUAAAUCAAAAGGAUUAAUACAAUGUGUGUUAUUUCAUCCAAUUAAACCAUAUUUAUUUGUUGCAACACAAAGAAAUGUAAGAGUGUACGAUCUUGUACAACAGAUAAUGGUUAAAAAAUUGUUGUCCAAUUCACAAUGGAUAUCAUCAAUGGAUAUUCACCCAGGAGGUGAUAAUAUUUUGGUAGGGACAUACGAUCGCAAAAUGCUUUGGUUCGAUUUAGAUUUCAGUAAAGAGCCUUAUCAAACAUUGCGAUUACAUGGAACUGGCGUACGCGCCGUAGCAUUUCACAAACGAUAUCCUCUGUUUGCUUCUGGAGCUGAUGAUAGGGCACUAAUUGUAUCUCAUGGAAUGGUGUACAAUGAUCUUUUACAAAAUCCAUUAAUUGUGCCAUUGAAAAGAUUGUGUAAUCACGAAUCAUAUAAUGAUUUCGGUAUUUUGGAUGUCAUAUUUCAUCCUAUUGAACCAUGGGUAUUUUCCGCUGGUGCCGACUUUACUAUACGAAUGUAUACAUAAAUGCAUGUUAGAAUGUUCAAAAUAUCUUGUAGGUCAUGUUACUACUGUGAAAAAAUUCAUUUAUCAUAUUUUUCCCC
Trachymyrmex septentrionalis is the source of this 2683-nucleotide messenger RNA. RefSeq names its product ribosome biogenesis protein BOP1 homolog. Lineage: Eukaryota; Metazoa; Arthropoda; Insecta; Hymenoptera; Formicidae. Bases 63 to 2606 code for a protein of 847 amino acids. Gene Ontology annotation, biological process: ribosome biogenesis; maturation of LSU-rRNA from tricistronic rRNA transcript (SSU-rRNA, 5.8S rRNA, LSU-rRNA). The transcript has 8 exons. Gene Ontology annotation, molecular function: protein binding; ribonucleoprotein complex binding. Gene Ontology annotation, cellular component: PeBoW complex; preribosome, large subunit precursor. The record is from RefSeq and is a predicted model, not a curated record.